Molecule: messenger RNA, 2348 nt
Organism: Gavia stellata (red-throated loon)
Lineage: Eukaryota; Metazoa; Chordata; Aves; Gaviiformes; Gaviidae
Gene: ATP6V0D1
Product: ATPase H+ transporting V0 subunit d1
Exons: 8
Coding region: 10-1065 (351 amino acids)
Biological process (GO): vacuolar transport; proton transmembrane transport; vacuolar acidification
Cellular component (GO): plasma membrane proton-transporting V-type ATPase complex; early endosome; lysosomal membrane
Molecular function (GO): proton-transporting ATPase activity, rotational mechanism
Source: RefSeq, a predicted model, not a curated record
CUUGCCGCCAUGUCGUCUUUCCCCGAGCUGUAUUUUAACGUGGAUAACGGCUACCUGGAAGGGUUGGUGCGGGGUUUUAAGGCGGGGGUGCUCCGGCAAGGUGACUACGUGAACCUGGUGCAGUGUGAGAGCCUGGAGGACUUGAAACUGCAUCUCCAGAGCACAGACUAUGGGAACUUCCUGGCCAACGAAGCCUCCCCGCUCACCGUCUCCGUCAUAGACGACAAGCUGAAGGAGAAGAUGGUGGUGGAGUUUCGUCACAUGAGGAACCAUGCAUAUGAGCCCCUAGCAAGUUUUCUGGACUUCAUCACGUACAGCUACAUGAUUGACAAUGUCAUUCUGCUGAUCACUGGGACCCUGCACCAGCGUUCGAUCUCCGAACUGGUACCCAAGUGUCAUCCUCUGGGAAGUUUCGAGCAGAUGGAAGCCGUGAACAUUGCUCAGACGCCUGCGGAGCUCUACAAUGCAAUCCUGGUGGACACUCCCCUGGCUGCUUUCUUCCAAGACUGCAUAUCUGAACAGGACCUGGAUGAAAUGAACAUUGAAAUCAUUCGAAACACACUGUAUAAGGCUUACCUGGAGUCCUUCUACAAGUUCUGCAAGGUGCUGGGAGGUACCACGGCAGAUGCCAUGUGCCCGAUCCUGGAGUUUGAAGCUGACCGGAGGGCCUUCAUUAUCACCAUUAACUCAUUUGGUACUGAGCUGUCCAAGGAGGACCGAGCAAAGCUGUUCCCGCACUGCGGCAAGCUCUACCCUGAGGGCCUGGCUCAGCUGGCCAGAGCAGAUGACUACGAACAAGUCAAAAAUGUUGCUGACUACUACCCUGAGUACAAGCUGCUAUUUGAAGGGGCUGGCAGCAACCCUGGAGACAAGACUCUUGAAGACAGGUUCUUUGAGCACGAGGUGAAGCUGAACAAGUUGGCCUUCCUCAACCAGUUCCACUUCGGAGUCUUCUACGCCUUCGUGAAGCUGAAGGAGCAGGAGUGCCGUAACAUCGUGUGGAUCGCAGAGUGCAUCGCCCAGCGGCACAGGACCAAGAUCGACAACUACAUUCCCAUCUUCUAACCCUGCUUUGCUCCUAUCCGACCCUCCUGCCCCUGGAGUCCAGAGGGACCCCUGUCUAACUCCCUGAGUUAUCCCUUACCCAGACUCCAGGGAUGUCUCAUCUGUGGAACUGGCUCAGAUGAGGAAACUGUACAGUUGCUAGUUAAAUUAUUCACAAGCUGAAGUUCGAGUUGUGUGUGCUGUGAGGGGUCCAGAGGGACCAGUGGCACAGGCUUGGCCCUGUGUAGCAGGAGGGACACCUCCUGUUGUGUAGCUAAUAGUCCCCGUGUUACUGUACUAAUCUGCUGUAUGCGCUUAAGCUCAUAGAGCAAGCACCAGCCGGGGGGUUGCUGCCUCCAAGGGUUUCCCACCGCCGCAGAGGAACACAUCAGGUCUGCCAUGGCCGGGGAUCCUCUCUGUCGGCGCUCUGCACGCCUCCUAGUCAGUGUUCUUCCCGUGAGAUUUAGUUCGAGUGUGAUUUGUUGUGUAGCCGAUGCUGCUGUGCAAUCCCUGCAUCUCCCUGUAGCUAACCCUGACCUGGGAGAGACUGAGCAGCCCUGGCCAGGACUGGGAUGGAGCCUGUGGGAACGCGAGGGCAGAGCCAGAGCGCUUGUGAAGCACGUUCCUCCCCACUCUGGCAGCAUUUGCACUAGUGCAGCCUCAUCGUGUCCUCGGAAGCGGCUCUCAUCAGUCUCCCUCCUGCCCUGCAGCUUGAAAGGGCUCCCUAAGCUGGCUGAGCUCCUUCCUCCCCUGAAGACCCACACCUUGGAGCUUACUGUCACAACCAUGCAAGAGUCGGGGCUUCUUUUGGCUCUGCGGAUGGUGCUGGACCCCUGCACCACCCCGGAGCAGACAUCCAGGCUGGCGCAGCCUCCUCCCCUGCGCAGGGUGUCCGGGCUGGCACUGCCCUGGAGCCGUUGGGCAGAGCAGCCCUGAGGUCUGGCUCCGUUUGGUCACCCUGAUGAGUGCAGAGGGCAGCUGUGGGCAGAGAUGUCCCACGCCCCGUCCAGGCCCUGCCUGUCUGUGGUUAGAGGGUGGGAGCCAAGCCCUGGGCAUGGCAUGGCAUGCCAGCCCUGCCCCUUGCUGCUUUGUGUCCCAGCUAGCUCCCACUUGCGCUUGAGGUCUGGGAGAUGCCCUGUGAUGGUGCGGCAGCGGAGGAGCCUCGCUGGUGGGAAACACAUGCUUGGUGCUGCUGCUGGGAGGGAUUGAUGGAGAGCAGCUCUGUCCCAGCUUGUCCUCUGGUCACCUUUGCAGUGUUUGUUAUCCCGUGAUCCCCUCCUCUCUACACCAAUAAAUACCUGCCU